Molecule: messenger RNA, 840 nt
Organism: Ostertagia ostertagi
Lineage: Eukaryota; Metazoa; Nematoda; Chromadorea; Rhabditida; Trichostrongylidae
Source: the annotation of a GenBank genome assembly
AUGGACAACUAUAUUUGUGUGGAUCCGCUUUCAAGCAGGCCUAUUGACUGCUGGAAAAAGUACCGACGACAGGGACGGGUCUCGGAACCGGCUAAAACACUGAGGCUUGACACUCCGGUCUUCGAUAACAAAGUCAGAUUCGUCUGUAUUUCUGAUACACACGAAAGAUUAGAUGAGUUUUUGCCAGCCAUCCCUGAUGGAGAUGUGCUGAUCCAUGCUGGAGACUUCACUAACUAUGGCGAUCUCGGGGAGGUCAUCAAAUUUAACGCCGAAAUCGGUCAACUUCCGCACAAAUACAAGUUGGUGAUUCCCGGAAAUCAUGAACUCGGUUUUGAAGACGGCGAAGAAAUGAGCGAGAAGCAAAUGGCUGGUCUGAAUAUGCUCGGGAUUAACAAGGCUUAUGAACUGCUCAGUAAUUGCACAUAUCUCUGCGAUCGCUCAACUGAGGUAUACGGUAUAAAAAUCUACGGGACACCAUGGCAUUCAAUGCCUGGAUAUUCUUUUUAUCGUCCACGAGGACAAAAAAUCCUUCACAAAUGGAAUCAGAUUCCUCCCAAAACUGAUGUCCUUAUUACUCAUACACCACCUCUAGGUCAUGGCGAUUUUAAUUCGUGGGAAAAAAUGGAUGGGAUCCUAGCCGGUGACGUUGAGUUAUUGAAUACCGUCGAGCAACGUGUCGUGCCCAAAUACCACGUUUUCGGUCACGUUCACCAGAUGCAUGGCGCGACCACCAACGGCACCACAACAUUCAUCAAUGCAUCGCUUUGUGAUCACAAACUACGCACUGCCUAUGAUCCCAUCAUCUUUGAUCUUCCUCUUCCAUGCGGAGUAACUAAAUAA